CCCUAUGCCUACGGCGACGAGGUUCUUACCUCGAGCAGCUACUCCCGUCCUAGCCCCGAUCUGGUCCCGCUUACGGAUUUCAGGCCGGCGGGGGCAUGCCUGCCGGUGAUUCUGAGUACGGAUCCAGAUAUGGUGGGAGGACUGAGAUCGGUGGCGGAGGCGGAUAUGGCAGGAGGAUUGAGAUCGAAAUAUGGAGAGGCCGCGGCAACGGCGGCCGUCGAAGAUGUCGAUGUGGAGAAGCUCGGAAUUGCUCUCUCUCAUAGCUCUGUGCUCGUAUCCGUCUUCUGCAAACCGCGGGAUGUUGGGAUUCGGGAUCAAGAAGAGGAAGAAAAAGGAGGAGAUGGUCUGAUGGGUUUGGGAGAUGUAUUGCAGAGGUUGAUCCCUCCGGCUCUGAUGAUCUCGCCCUCUAAUGGGCAGCUCGUAGGUUUUGGUCGAGCUGUUUCAGAUUCAGGAUUGACUGCAUCCAUCCAUGAUGUGGUGGUUGUCCCUCAGUUGCGAGGAAUGGGAAUUGGGAAGAUGAUCCUUCAGAAAAUCACAAGAAUACUGAUUAGCAGAGACAUUUAUGACAUUGCAGCCCUUUGCUCUGCCAAUGAGAGAUCGUUCUUCAAAGCUUGUGGGUUUGGAGAUGACAUUUUGGGAUCUACCACAAUGAUGUACACAAGGACUGCUCCAACCUGUGAUAAUGCUGGUGGAGAUUAUCAGAAUCACAUGGCGAAACGUGUAGGCAGAAAACUCUUGCUAAUUCCACCUCCCAGAGAGUUACCUUCUCUUAAGGUAACUGUUGGAGAAUCUGCAGAGGACUGAGCUUGUAUAGUUCAACUCCACAGCCAUUUGGAUAGAAUAUAGACUACAGCAGAGAUCCCAGUCCCAGGUUAGAAAUCGAUUGUUGUACUCUGGUCUAGUCUCUUAGAUCAAUAUAUUUACUCGUUUUCGCCAUGUGGGAUUCUGUUGAAAUUUCGACUAUAAGCUUAAGCUUUACUACCUUAUCCAUCUAUAAACUAAUUUAAUCUUUACAGUGUCCGAACAGAGAGU
Molecule: messenger RNA, 1032 nt
Organism: Linum tenue
Lineage: Eukaryota; Viridiplantae; Streptophyta; Magnoliopsida; Malpighiales; Linaceae
Source: the annotation of a GenBank genome assembly